This is a messenger RNA of Exophiala bonariae, 1299 nucleotides long. RefSeq lists its product as uncharacterized. The record is from RefSeq and is a predicted model, not a curated record. The transcript has a single exon. Lineage: Eukaryota; Fungi; Ascomycota; Eurotiomycetes; Chaetothyriales; Herpotrichiellaceae. Gene Ontology annotation, biological process: base-excision repair; nucleotide-excision repair; base-excision repair, AP site formation. Gene Ontology annotation, cellular component: nucleus. Gene Ontology annotation, molecular function: 8-oxo-7,8-dihydroguanine DNA N-glycosylase activity; damaged DNA binding. The coding region runs from base 1 to 1299 and encodes 432 amino acids.
AUGACACGAAUAACCGAAUGGCGCAAACUCCCCGUCACACUGAACGAGCUCUGCCUCGCCACGACACUGCGCUGUGGCCAAUCCUUUCGAUGGCGCCAAUGUGAAGACCAGACGUGGGCCUGUACGCUGCGAGGGCGGAUUGUGCAACUGGCGCAGGAACCCUCGCACGUCCAAUACCGCUCGAUAUGGCCGGCCGCUUCUGGAGCACCCCCAACACCUCCAUCCUCUGUGCCACCCACGGUCGACGAGAAGAGCGACGCCGAUGCCGACGACGACACCGAGAGCCUCCUCCACCAUUACCUGAAUCUGGGGCCUAAUCUCGAGGGCCUCUAUGCGCAAUGGUCGGCCGCAGAUGCCAAUUUCAGCAAGAAGGCACCCAAGUUUACGGGGGUGAGGAUCCUAAGGCAAGAUGCGUGGGAGGCGCUCAUUGGCUUCAUCUGCAGCAGCAAUAACAACAUCAUAAGAAUAUCGCAGAUGGUCGACAAGCUGUGUACACAUUACGGGUCAUUUAUUGGCACCUUGGAGGGCCGGGCGUAUCAUGACUUUCCUGAACCUACGGCACUGACAGGCAAGAAUGUCGAAAGUCAUUUGAGAGAGCUUGGAUUUGGAUAUCGCGCAAAAUACAUCUACCAGACGGCCAGGAUGAUCGUUGAGGAGCGAGAAGAGGGCUGGCUAGAGGGUUUGCACAACCCAGAAAAUCCAGCCUACCCCGGCAAGGCUACCGCGGGUGGCGAGAUAAAGCCUGAAGGUCGAGACGGGUAUCGCGACGCACACGAAAAACUACUGACGUUGCAGGGAGUGGGACCCAAAGUCGCAGAUUGUGUGUCAUUGAUGGGUCUGGGCUGGGGAGAGGCUGUUCCCGUCGACACCCAUGUCUGGCAGAUUGCGCAGCGGGACUAUAGAUUUGGCAAAGGGAAGCAUAGAAGCUUGACCAAGGCCACGUACGAUGCAGUGGCCAACCAUUUCCGACAGCUGUGGGGAAGAGAGGCCGGGUGGGCGCACAGUGUCCUCUUCACGGCGGACUUGCGGACAUUUGCAGAGAGGUUGACGGUGACAACCAAGAUGGAGAGUGCAGUGCAGGGAGGUGUUGCAGUGAAGAAGGAGGAGGUGGAGGAGGAACUGCGCCUGGAGGUUGUGGAAAAGAUGGACACAGCGGAGACGACGGCUACGAUACGGCGGGCGGCUAUCAAGCGAGAAGCCGAUGGCGAUGUAGUGUCGGAGGACUCGAAAACGAUGGUGAAGCUGGAGGAGGUUUCUACAACAAGUGGGGGGCGUGUGAAACGGACAAAGCGCAAAUGA